AUGGCAUCGAAAAAAAAGAUCUCGAGGAUUAAUAAACCUGUAGAAGAAUCGUUUUUUGCAUCACCUUUGUAUGAUUUUUUAUCUCCAUUUAGACCUGUAAGCAAUCAAUGGUUAACUGAAUAUAUUAUAGUUAUAUUUGCAUUGAUUGUGAGAUGUGCCAUUGGGUUGGGUUCGUAUUCAGGAAUGGGAAAUCCUCCAAUGUUUGGCGAUUUUGAAGCACAAAGACAUUGGAUGGAAAUUACUCAACAUUUGCCAAUUUCAAAAUGGUACUUCUUUGAUUUAGAAUACUGGGGUUUAGACUACCCACCAUUAACUGCAUAUCAUUCUUAUGUUUUAGGUGUAAUAGGCUCUUUUUUGAAUAAAAGUUGGUUUGCAUUGAAUGAUUCUCGUGGUUACGAAUCAGAAAAUAAUGAUCUUAAAACUUACAUGAGAACUACCGUAAUAAUAAGCGAAAUUAUAUUUUAUAUUCCAGGUGUAAUAUAUUUUACAAAAUGGGUGGGCAGACACAGACAACAAUCGCUUAUUGGACAAUAUAUUGCUGCUGCUGCAAUUCUUUUCCAACCUUCAUUAAUGUUAAUUGACCAUGGUCAUUUUCAAUACAAUUCAGUUAUGUUGGGUUUAACUGUUUAUGCCAUAAACAAUUUGUUAGAUGAAUUCUACGCUCCAGCUGCUAUGUGUUUUGUUUUAUCGAUUUGUUUCAAACAGAUGGCUUUGUACUACGCCCCUAUCUUUUUUGGCUAUUUAUUGGGAAGGUCGUUGUUCUCAAGGAAGUUUUUCAAUAUUUCAAGAUUUUUGAGUAUUGCAAUUUCAACAGUGUUCGCAUUUUUUUCCAUGUAUGCACCAUUGUAUGUAUUUGGUGGGGGACUUCGUAAUGUAAUCCAAUCAGUUCAUAGAAUAUUUCCCUUUGCAAGAGGCCUAUUUGAGGAUAAGGUAGCAAACUUUUGGUGCGUAACAAAUAUCUUCAUUAAAUACAAAAUUCUCUAUACUCAAAAAGAGUUACAGUUAUAUUCUUUGAUUGCCACCGUUGUUGGAUUUUUACCUGCAGUAGUGACUAUUUUGUUCUACCCAAAAAAACAUUUACUCCCUUACGCUCUGGCAGCAUGUUCAAUGUCAUUUUACUUAUUCAGCUUCCAAGUCCAUGAAAAGACAAUUCUUGUACCACUUUUACCAAUCACCCUUCUGUAUACUUCAACUGAUUGGAAUGUCUUAUCAUUUGUUAGUUGGGUAAAUAACGUUGGGUUAUUUACACUAUGGCCUCUAUUGAAGAAGGAUGGGUUGACAUUACAAUAUGGAGUUUGCUUUUUUUUGAGUAACUGGUUGAUAGGUAACUUUAGCUUCAUCACUCCUAAAUUUUUGCCAAAGAUGUUAACGCCUGGUCCACCAGUUCAAAAUACAGAGGACACCUAUCAUCGUAGAAGCUUAUUGCCUCAUAACAUUCUAUGGAAAAUAAUUAUUGUAUCUUCCUAUAUUGUAAUGCUGUUGAUCCAUCUAGGGGAAAUUUUUGUUUCUCCUCCACCUGAAUAUCCUGAUAUUUGGGUUCUCAUGAACUGUUGUUUAGGAUUUGGUUGUUUUGUUCUAUUUUGGUUGUGGAACUAUUAUAAAAUAUUCACCUUGGCUAAUAAGACUUUACAAUAUUUAUAA
Messenger RNA from Vanderwaltozyma polyspora DSM 70294, 1641 nucleotides. RefSeq names its product dolichyl-P-Glc:Man(9)GlcNAc(2)-PP-dolichol alpha-1,3-glucosyltransferase (gene ALG6). The record is from RefSeq and is a predicted model, not a curated record. Bases 1 to 1641 code for a protein of 546 amino acids. Gene Ontology annotation, biological process: protein N-linked glycosylation. The transcript has a single exon. Lineage: Eukaryota; Fungi; Ascomycota; Saccharomycetes; Saccharomycetales; Saccharomycetaceae. Gene Ontology annotation, molecular function: dolichyl pyrophosphate Man9GlcNAc2 alpha-1,3-glucosyltransferase activity. Gene Ontology annotation, cellular component: endoplasmic reticulum membrane.